GCCGCUUCCUUCCUUCCUUCCUCCCUUCCUCGGGCUCAAGGUCAUCCUGCCGCCUGCCUUCCUUGCCUCCAGCGCAGGAGAGGCGCCGGACUUGAACUCUGUCCUCUCCGGGGAGGCAGAGGCGGCCCUCUUCCGGGGCAUCCUUCUCGGCGCCCCCAAGGUACCUGGUUGCCGUAGAAGGGCCAGUGAUCUACAGGCCCCUCUCUCUCUUCUCUUAUCUCUCCUAUCCUUACAUGAAGAUGUACAAUGGCUUGGACUGCCUUAGAAAAGGCUUACUAAAGUCUACCAUUAUUCCGAUGUCCACAGAAGAAAGCAUGUAAUGGUUUGGCUUGAAGAAAGAUUUUAAAUAAUAAUAAUAAGAAUGUAUCCAGUUCCUGGUUCUGUGCAUGGAGUGGGAGGAGAUAAUGGACACCCUAGAAAACUUAUCUCUUUCCUUUUUGUUUUUGGCAUUACGCUAUUAUGUGCUGGAUUUCUGCUUUCAAUGUUUUUCUUGCAGACAUGUCCAAAUGGAGGUUUUGGUGACUGUAAAGGAGCUCUUAAAAUCAUUGGGCCCUUACUUGCUGUGGUUGGGCUAGUUUGCAUAAUUCUGGCACAGUCAAGAGCGAAAGGCUACCUCCAAGAUGUGCAGCUGCAUGAUGACCAAGUCUACGGUUUUGUCUUUUGCCGAGGAAACUGCCAGUUUGCUCAAUUUCUUGUUUUUGGCUUUUUAUUUUUAACUAGUGGGAUGCUUAUUAGUGUCCUUGGCAUUUGGAUUCCUGGAUGCAGUCCAGGAUGGCGUUACCAUCAGCAGUUUAACCAUAGCAAUACAUCCAGCGUUGAACUCCAAGACUGUGGAUUUCACUCCAUUCAAACAAUGGGUCCUUUGAUUGUCCUUAUUGGAUUGUGUUUCUUUGUGAUAGCUCACAUUAAAAAGAAACAAAACAUAAAUCUCAUCCAAGAAUCUUCUGCCCACGAAGAAGAGCAACUUAACCCUGAAUCAUUUCAUGUUACAGUAGGUGAUACUGUGAUGGUAUUUCCACCACCACCACCCCCUUACUUUGCUGACUGUUCAUUACAAACAGUAACUCCUAGCCUGGUGACAAAUGAUGUAACUUUAAGUGAAAAUCCCCCACCGUACAACAGUACUUGUAGUAACUGAGCACGCAUUAGUAACCUGUGAAGCCUGUCUGGUAGCAGAGCAAGUGGGCUGUUGUGUAUCAAGUCAGAAAUUGAUUCACCUUCUGAGACUUUCUGUUUUCUUCCUCUGAGUCAUCUCCAUGAUACAAAGCAAAUGAAGCAGCUGUAAAUAAUGAAUGUGUCUUGUCUUCUUCUCCCUGCAGCACUCAGAUUAUCCAUUGCUAUGUGCUUAUCACAAGAUAUGAGAAAAACGUAGAGUUGGAGGAGAAUGGAAGGGAAGGAAGGUGAUUGUAUCAGAUAAGUGAGGGAAAGAACUAGAGGAGUUCAGGCUGAGAAUAAGCUGGGAUGAAGAAGCCCUUGAGAUAUCAGAGGCAGUUGCAGUAAAAGCCCUGCCAAGCCAAGACUUCUAUCAUUGGCAAAACAAAGGCAAACUACUGUGGAAAACCUCCAGAGAGGCAUAUAUGAUAAGAAAGGCCAGAAAUUAACAUCUUUCCAGCUGGCAUCAAAAUACGCCUAUUAAAGUUAGCUACUAUCUGGACAAAAUGCUAGUGUAUACACCAGCCAUAAGGAGAAUAAAUUGUUGUAGUUUUGUAUCCCUUUUAAUUUUUCCUCCUGGCUGGGGACAAACUCAGAAUAAAAGAUACUGAAGCCCUGAGAGUGUUGAGAUUUAUUUUGUGUUUGGGUAGACCCUGAUGUCCCAAAAGUAUGCAUUUGUAAAUGUGAGAUAGAAAUUGAUUAAACAUUGUGCUAGAAGAAAAGCCGUAGCAUGUGUUGUAUCUUUAGUAUUUAAUUGGUGUGGCACACAGCAAGUCUCAGCUUGUAGAAAUAAGGACCACACUGUAAAUUACAGAGGACAUAUACUUGCUACCCACAUAUUCAUAUAUGUACUCAAAUAUACAUGUACAUCCAUCUCCCUGAUAAGAGUUUGAUAAAACAUAUACAAUGUAGUAAUAUACAUUACUACAU
Molecule: messenger RNA, 2082 nt
Organism: Sceloporus undulatus (fence lizard)
Lineage: Eukaryota; Metazoa; Chordata; Lepidosauria; Squamata; Phrynosomatidae
Gene: TMEM171
Product: transmembrane protein 171
Exons: 5
Coding region: 362-1138 (258 amino acids)
Source: RefSeq, a predicted model, not a curated record